Molecule: messenger RNA, 3913 nt
Organism: Cynocephalus volans (Philippine flying lemur)
Lineage: Eukaryota; Metazoa; Chordata; Mammalia; Dermoptera; Cynocephalidae
Gene: ANTXR2
Product: ANTXR cell adhesion molecule 2
Exons: 18
Coding region: 734-2203 (489 amino acids)
Cellular component (GO): cell surface; plasma membrane
Molecular function (GO): transmembrane signaling receptor activity
Source: RefSeq, a predicted model, not a curated record
GUGGGCUCCGCCCUCGCCCUCGGGCGCACACCGCUGCUCGCAGACCAGACCCGGUCGCCGCGCGCUCCUGGCCUUGGCGCGGCUGUGCUCGAGCUCUCGCCCCACAGCCCGCUCGGCCUCCUCCCCCGACGUGACGGCCCGGCUGCGCCUCGCCAGAGCCGAGCACAAGGAAGAAAGUUUUGGAGUGCCGAGGGGAGUUGGGACGCCGGAGGAAGGGAGCCACAAGGGAAGCGUCUCCACUCCAAGUCAGGGCGGCCCUCGCCGCGUGCUGGGGACGCCUGUCCCGCAGCGACUGCAGCGGCCGGACUUCAGCCCUCCGACUGAAUGCGGCUGUCGGUCUGGGUCCGAGGCCGGCGCUAGAGGCUCGGCCCGAGGCCCUGAGGAACUUGUCUUGCGAGCUGUCGCCGUGGGCCGUCAUUGUCUGCAGGAACUCUCUGGAAUCGGGAGGGGGAGGACGGGAUCGCGCUGCCACUGGUUUUCGUCAGGAGUUCCGGCGGCAGCUGCAGCGGUUGUGGAGACUCCCUUUGUCCUCUCAGGACCUCCCUCUCCCCCUUUCUCCCUCCCUCUGUCAGUUGGUGGGUCCCGCUGCCCCAGGCGCCGGCGCCUCAGCUGCUCGCCGCCCCCCACCCCCGGGUGCGUCUCCGGUGAACCCCGCCACCUUCGCGUCUCCACCGAGCUAAGCCGAGCCGAGGGAGUUGCAAGCGGGAGGGAGUCGCAGGCCCCUGGUCGCAGGAUGGUGGCGGGGCGGUCCUCGGGCCGCAGUCCCGGGAGCUGGCUGUUCCCCGGGCUGUGGCUGCUGGCACUCAGCGGUCCCGGGGGCCUGCUACGAGCUCAGGAGCAGCCCGACUGCAAAAGAGCCUUUGAUCUCUACUUCGUCCUCGACAAGUCUGGGAGUGUGGCAAAUAACUGGAUUGAAAUUUACAAUUUUGUCCAGCAACUUACAGAGAGAUUUGUCAGCCCUGAAAUGAGAUUAUCUUUCAUUGUGUUUUCUUCUCAAGCAACCGUUAUUUUGCCAUUAACUGGAGACAGAGGCAAAAUCAGCAAAGGCUUGGAGGAUUUAAAACAUGUUAGUCCAGUUGGAGAAACAUAUAUUCAUGAAGGACUAAAGCUAGCGAAUGAACAAAUUCAGAAAGCAGGAGGCUUAAAAACCUCCAGUAUCAUAAUUGCUCUGACAGAUGGUAAGUUGGACGGUCUGGUGCCAUCAUAUGCAGAGAAAGAGGCAAAGAUAUCCAGGUCACUUGGGGCUAGUGUUUAUUGUGUUGGUGUCCUUGAUUUUGAACAAGCUCAGCUUGAAAGAAUUGCUGAUUCCAAGGAACAAGUUUUUCCUGUCAAAGGUGGAUUUCAAGCUCUUAAAGGAAUAAUUAAUUCUAUACUAGCCCAGUCAUGCACCGAAAUCUUGGAAUUGCGGCCCUCGAGUGUCUGUGUGGGGGAGGAAUUUCAAAUUGUUUUGAUUGGAAGAGGAUUUGCGUUGGGCAGUCGGAAUGGCAGUGUACUCUGUACUUAUACUGUAAAUGAAACAUACACAAAGAGUGUAAAACCAGUAAGUGUACAGCUUAAUUCUAUGCUUUGUCCUGCACCUAUCCUGAAUAAAGUUGGAGAAACUCUUGAUGUUUCAGUGAGCUUGAAUGAAGGAAAAUCUGUCAUCUCAAGCUCAAUAAUAGUCACUGCCACAGAAUGUUCUAAUGGGAUUGCAGCCAUCAUUGUUAUUUUGGUGUUACUGCUCCUCUUGGGCAUCGGUUUGAUGUGGUGGUUUUGGCCUCUUUGCUGCAAAGUGGUUAUCAAGGAUCCUCCUCCACCACCACCCUCUGCACCAAAAGAGGAAGAAGAAGAGGAACCUCUGCCUAACAAGAAAUGGCCGACUGUGGAUGCUUCCUAUUAUGGUGGUCGAGGGGUUGGAGGAAUUAAAAGAAUGGAGGUUCGUUGGGGUGAUAAAGGAUCUACUGAGGAAGGUGCAAGGCUAGAGAAAGCCAAAAAUGCUGUGGUGAAGAUUCCUGAAGAAGCAGAGGAACCCAUCAGGCCUAGACCACCUCGACCCAAACCCACAUACCAGCCUCCUCAGACAAAGUGGUACACACCAAUUAAGGGUCGUCUUGAUGCACUCUGGGCUUUGUUGCGGCGGCAGUAUGACCGAGUUUCCUUGAUGCGACCUCAGGAAGGAGACGAGGGCCGGUGCAUAAACUUCUCCCGAGUUCCAUCUCAAUAGAAGAAAAGCAGGGAGACCAAGAAGGAGAAAAUGAAACUCAGUGGUAGCUCGAUUCGUGACAUUGAAAAUAAAGAGGAGCGUCAAUCUGCAUUCUAUGAUUUAUACAAGAAUGUUGGUUUGAAUGUGUACAGAAGGAAAAAGCAGCAGCAGCAGCAACAUGAAGAUGGUGUCCAAACAUGGACCACAAAACCACUAGCCAUUGUGGGCCUUCAAUGGAGGCAGUAACUUUUUAAACAGAAACAUGGCACUUGUGUUUUUAUAUGUCAAGAUCUUUAGCCAUAAGUAGAGUAUGAAAUUUCCCACCAAGCUAAGCAAAUAAAGGAGUCCAUUGUCUUAUAGCUAUGUCAGAUCACAAAAUCCUUCUAAGUCCCCUAUCACAAUGUGCCUUACGGGAAGUUUCUGACUAGAAAAUCUUGUCAUUCUAACACUGAAAAGUGCACACGCAUGACAAAAUGUAGACAGGAUGCCUCAAGGUAUUGGUAGCAAGCAAGAUUUUGCCCUUUAGUUUUGAAGACACCUUUCUUUCAUUAUGCACUUGGGACGGGAAAAUUAAUAGAGCGUUAUUCCACAGGAAGAUAGCCUCUAACCACAGAUCUUGAGUGGAGUUUAAGGGACUCAUGAUUUGAGAACUUGUCCCUAUGACUGGUAGAUUUCCCCCUUUUCCUAUGUUUAGGAUUUAGUAGUGCAUAAAGCGUUAAUAUCUGUAAACAUACCUAGGAGUUUGUUUUGUUUUUAAUUUAAAGGAAGCAGUAACCACAAAGCUUCCGCUCAGGGUUUUUUCUUCCUUCAAGUCUCCAAGGGCUCUUCAGCGUCACAAGCCAGCAACUCUCUUUGCAUGAAAAUUUCAAAGUUUAAUUAAUAUAAUUAAAAGCAACAGCAAGCAGCAGCCUGUGAAGAUUUUGCUCAUCUUUUUUUAUGCCUUUUGACAUUGAAUGACCUAUUACUGUAUGUGCAUUACUUGGAUUUCGAGGGGCACUCUACCUUGGUUUUGAUUCAGUCAAGAAAAAAAGACUUCCUUUCUUCAAUUUAUAAGUUAUAUUUUCAGGAGCGUCACCAUCACAAAACAUUGAUGAUGUAUGUAUUAUCAUUUUUUAGAAAAACCACCAUCGUGUCACAUCGACGAUGCCAAAUUAUGUUAGCAUGAGCAGAAGCACUGUAGGGGAGGAAGAAGGCAGCAGCUGAAGAGAAAAGCUCAAAUGAUCUAGUCACUUUCGAUACUGUACUUCAGAUGCGAAAUGGAUAUUCGACGCGAAACCUGACAAAGCGCGCCUGCUUUGAUGUGAACUGGUAUAGACAAUGACCAGUGGCUGGGUCAGUGGGAUGUCUCUCUGCGAGCACAAAGGCUUAUCAAAUGACACUAAAAAUAAGUUCAACAACCAUCACAGUGGAAGGGAGAAGACGAAUAUUUCAUGUUUGGCGGGCAUGUGAGUGCACAAGAUGGAAAAAGCGAUUUGGAACAUCCUGGCAUAAUUACCCCCAUUGUGUUGCUCUUAAUGGAAAUUUCAAAGGACGGAAGUGAUUCUGUUGGUUGGUGUCCAGGUUUGUGGCACUGCUCCAAGAAGCCUUAUGCACACACAAAAAUAUAUACAUAUAUACACACACAUAUAUAUACCCUCUAGCUUGAAUCUCUUGCUCAAGUUUAUUUAUAUCACUGGCUGGCUGGAUCCAAAGUCAUGUGUCCACAUAUUCAUAAAUAAAAUUUUUACCUGU